Molecule: messenger RNA, 1426 nt
Organism: Neodiprion fabricii
Lineage: Eukaryota; Metazoa; Arthropoda; Insecta; Hymenoptera; Diprionidae
Product: neurogenic locus notch homolog protein 2-like
Exons: 5
Coding region: 12-851 (279 amino acids)
Source: RefSeq, a predicted model, not a curated record
UGCAAUGCAAUAUGGCAAGUUCAGUGGUCGUGCUAAUUUUUUGGAGCUUGUUGAGUCUUUCGCAUGGCCCAGUAUCCGUGUUUGCGCGGGACCAAUUCAUCAUUAAAGAAAUGAAAAUGGAGUGUCGUCGUCUGAUAUGCGGUGAAAAAUCACGCUGUGUGUACAGAAGGAGUUGGUGCCGGUCACCACCCUGUCCCAGCAUGGUGUUUUGCAGCAAGGAGGAAAACAGCCCUGUACGAACACCAAGCUCAUGCGACAGUGUGAGAUGCUCUCGAAGCUAUCGUUGCAGUACGAGAUACGUAAAAGACCAGAGGACAGGUCUCGACACAGACAUUAGAGCCCGCUGUAUCGCUGGAAGUGAGUUGAAAUACCAGGCCGCAAGUUGCGCUGGAUUCAAAUGCCCAGGUGCUCGUCUAUCCUGCAUACUUCGCGAGCCAAAAUGCCGGGGGUUUCCCUGCCGCGUCCUUCAGGCCUGCAUACCGGAAGACGAAGCGGUCCGGUUCCACGCGCAGUGCAUCCUCAUGAACUGCUCGUCCCCUGAUCACUGUUUUCUUCGGCAACCGCAGGGCUGCACAGCUGUAAACGGAUGCAGUCACGAUGUGGCCUGUCUUCACAGGCUCGGAGAUAAAUUCCUGCACCAUGCAUGUCGUGGUGUCGUGUGCACCGGAGGCUCGAAGUGCGAGCCCGUUUUCGAACCGUGCAGCACUGGAGGACACUCGUGCAACGCGCGACCCGGAUGUCCAUCUAAAUUCGGGAAUACCAGCAUUGCUGGUCAACCGAGCGUACCGCCUAGGGUCACUCCAGGAAUUCCGGGGAUUCCCGAAGCUCGACAGAUUCCUCAGUCUCCUUGAUGCCACCAGCCACAUACACGCAGAGGGAUCGCAGACAAACAUACGACUAUGCGGGGUGUCUACAGAACCUUGAAGACCUGGAAUAAGCUUUGAAUUUUUUUAGAGCCUUAAAAACCUGAAUAUAGCCUGGACUUUCAAUCCUGACCUUGAGAUUUUUCCGUUGUGUUAUUUUUUGAUACAAUUUAGGUUGUCAAAUCGAUUACAGAUCUGUAAAUACGUUCAAAGCUGGUAUAAAAAAAGGUGAAUAAAACGUAAAAACAAUGCAUUUCACGGUAAAGAAGUUUCUGAGUCUGUUGUACCCCUUGUACAAUAUUUCUCUGUUUUACCUGUAAGGUGGCCGUUUUGACAUGGUAUUUUCUCUUUGUCACUCACCGUAAAUAUUGGCAAUGCAAUGUAAGCAUAUCAGUUUUGAAAAUUGAUUCGUACUUGAUUCUAAUAUGUCGUAAUAGUAUAAAUUAGGGAAAUAAAACAACAUUAUUUACGGAUUCUAUUCAUCGUUAGCUAUGUUAUGUGAUACGACUAUAAAUACUUGAAGCGACAAAAAAAAAUUUUUUAAUGAUCAGUAAUAAAAAUUG